Messenger RNA from Uloborus diversus, 2076 nucleotides. RefSeq lists its product as uncharacterized. NCBI's taxonomy places the organism in Eukaryota, Metazoa, Arthropoda, Arachnida, Araneae, Uloboridae. The coding region runs from base 128 to 1249 and encodes 373 amino acids. The record is from RefSeq and is a predicted model, not a curated record. Gene Ontology annotation, cellular component: nucleus. The transcript is spliced from 6 exons.
UGAAAAUUCUCAGUGUAGGUUAUUGCCCACUGCUGUGCCGUCUGUGUUUCCUGUUUUACCACAGUGCUCUUCUUCAAAACCUUCUGCUUCCAGAAAAUCUUCAAAGAGCAGAUCCAGAAGUGAAGAAAUGGAAGAUAACUCAGCGGAAAUAGAAUACCCUGUAUUCAGAUCGAAAAGGACAUCUCAGCAUCAAUAUGAGGUAAUGGUUGCAUUUCUAGAAAACCAUCCAGAAUUAACUAUUGGGAAAACGACCGAUAGUUUCACAAAAGCAGACAGGCACCGUUUGUGGCAGGAGUUAGCUGAUACCUUGAACAAAUUUCCUGGAGGUCCAAGGAAAAGCAAUCAACAGUGGAGAAAAACCUGGAAUGAUUUAAAGUGCAGUGCUCGUGCCAAGGCCAUUGGUAAUAAACGACAACAUACUGAGAAUGGGUCAAAAACUGAGCACUUGACUCCUUUAGAAAAAAAAGUACUCACUAUGAGUAAAUUUAAUGUGAGAGAUGAAAAACCAAAUCUUGUAAAUACUGAUUCUAACCUAAUGGACGUGCAAAGUAAUGAUGCUCCUAAUGGAAAAGAUAACAUGUCAAGUGAUUCGGAUGCUCAAAAUGAAUCCGGACUACCUGAUAUAAUGAACAAUUUACAGCAGUGGCCUUCAAUGGAUAAUAUAGAAAUAGAGGAAAAUUUAUUGACAAAUCACACCAGUGACAGCGCAACCGAACUACAAAACAAUAAUUUACAUAAUGAUAGUCUACAUGAUGGUGACACCAUUGACAUUAAACCUUCGAUAGCACAUCUUGCUGAAACUGUCGUAAAUGGGGAUAUAAGUCAGAAUGCUGGAAGUCGUGAAAUUGCUGGAAAUGUCAAAAGUAGCAAUCCUGUGGAAAAUACAGAAAGAAAUGAUUUAGAUAAUGAUAUAGAUGCCUUUUUCAAUUCUAGGUUUAAAAAUGAAUCAAAUAAGAGCAAAGAGAACAAUGAUACCGCUCGACGAACUGUAGCCGUUGAAGGACUUACCUUUCUUGAGAAAGAAAAAUCUAAAGCUUUAUCUCGUAUUGCUGAAGCUAAAGAGCAAUUGUUGUUGUUGGAACAAAAGAAAUUGGAUCUUUCUCGAGAACAUUUAGAAAUAAAAAGGAAAAAACUGGAACUUUCGAGAGAGCAAUACUAUUUGAAUGAAAGAAUAGCAGUUGCAGAAGAAAACAAAGCGAAAGCCUUCAGUAUAGUUGCUGAAAUUUUAAGAUCAAAAUACAAUUUAUAGCAACGUAUUAAUUUUGAUAAUUUUUUGUACAAAUAUUUUGCUUUCAUUCCCCUGUUGACAGUUAAAGGAUUCAUUGACUCAAGGAGAAAUUUCAUAUCUUUCUGUAAAAUGUUUCAGUAUUUUAGUCAUAUCAAAUGUUUCAAAGUAAUUACUAUUAAAUAUGCUUCUUUUCAUAAAUGAAGCAACAAGUUGAACAGUAGCAACACUUACAAAAGGAAUCCAAAUAAAAUAAGGGAAACUUCAAAAAAAUCUUUUAACAUGUUGUUUAGGGUGCUUUUAAUGUUUCACAUAAUUACUAAAUAAGUGAAAAAAGAUCAAAUAAGCUUUGUGCUGCAAUAUGAUUAAAUUGAAAAACCAAAGUAAAUCAAGCACAAAUUAACACAAAAAUACAGCACAUAGCUAUUUCAAAGACUCUUCACAGUGCAAAAAACUAAGUACACAACCAGAAAGUCAUGGGAGAUCUUGGUUUUCCCACUUUAUUUACGUUGGUUUUUCAAUUUAAUCGCAAUUACUAAAUAGUGCCCAUUUUCUCUUGUAAUGCCUUUAAAAGCCUAUUACUGUUAGGAUCUUACAAUGGAGGACGGGGGGAUGUAUAUUGUCAAAAAACACCAUGCAAAAAAAAAAAAAAAGUGCAAACAGUUGUUCUUGUUUUGUAGCUGUAUUUUGCAUCAAGGGUUACAUUUUAAAAUAAAGAGAGAAAAAUUAUUUUAAUGCGGCAGAAUUUUUACCAUUCGACUUAUAAAUAUGGAGUUAAGAAAAUACUUUUUUUUAAAAACUUUUCCCCUGUUUGGUUUUGACGUAUGAGUAUAAUUUAAUUCAAUUAAGUA